Molecule: messenger RNA, 1881 nt
Organism: Haliotis rubra (blacklip abalone)
Lineage: Eukaryota; Metazoa; Mollusca; Gastropoda; Lepetellida; Haliotidae
Product: tubulin-specific chaperone C-like
Biological process (GO): post-chaperonin tubulin folding pathway; tubulin complex assembly
Cellular component (GO): cytoplasm
Molecular function (GO): tubulin binding
Source: RefSeq, a predicted model, not a curated record
GAUAGUUUAUAUUUUUCAACUUCCAAACGAUAAAACGAUAAAAACUAUAUUAGAUCAUUUCUUGCACAAAUUAUGUUUAGCUCAGAGAUAAACGGCCUCAAAGCAGGGAUUAGAUGGCUCAUCUGCCCCGGUUUUUUUCUUGUUUAUAAGCGGCAUCGCGGUCAUGAUCAGUGUGAUAAAUAGCAACGACCCGUUAUCAGUCCUCACGCGAAAUGUCGACCUUAGGAGAAUCACCUGUUGAAUCUGAUUUGCAAGAUGACAAGAAAAAGCGUGAAGUUGAAAAACGACUUCAAAAGAGAAACGAUGAAAGACAAGCGGAGCUUCAAAAACGACAAGAGGAAAAGUCGUUAACUGAUGCUGCACAAGAGAGCACUGUGUGCUUCCUAGAUAAUUUUUCCAAAGAGAAACAGAAUAUCGAAUCACAACUUUCUAACAGCGAACAGAUACCGGAAAAUGGACUUGUGGAACAUUUUGACAAUGUUUCGUCGCAUCUGGCCAAGUUGCAGAAGUAUGUGUCGGAGUCCACAAUGUUUCUAUCCUCGUAUGAAGUUAGCAAAGCCCAGCAGACGAUGAAUAAGCUGCAAGUCGCUAUCCAGGAAAAGCGAGAUGUCAUGAUACCAAAGAAAAGGUUUGCUUUCAAGUCGAAGAAAAUGGAGAAAGCUAAAGCCCCUAAACUGGUUGAGGAUGUAGUUGACCAUGCUGCGAACACUCAGACUAAUCUUGAGGUUGAACUGGCAGAGUGUAAAGUUGUUGGUGAAGUUUCCAAAGUGCUUGAGAAAACUUCGGAAGAACUAAACCAGAAAGAUGUUGCAUUGGCAGACCUGACAGACUGCACAGUCAAACUACUGGGAGCACCAUCAGCUAUACACAUCAAUAAACUCAACAACUGUAGGGUAUUCAGUGGGCCGGUAUCUGGUUCAGUAUUUAUUAGGCAGUGUGUUGGCUGUACGUUUGUUCUACCGUGUCAGCAACUGAGGAUCCAUACUACUCAAGACACCGAUUUCUACAUUCAUGUUACCAGUAAAGCUAUCAUUGAGGACAGCACCAGGACUCGGUUUGCUCCUUAUAACUGGAAGUAUCCUGACCUUGAUGAACAUUAUCAGGUUGCAGGUCUUGACAGGAAGAGAAACAACUGGGCAGACAUUGAUGACUUCAAUUGGCUGGCUGCCAAUGAUCAUUCACCUAAUUGGUCAGUGAUAGCUGAAGCAGACCAAACUCAACACUGGAAUAUUUAGUGCUUCGUUUAUGUAUUGCUGACAAGUGAUAAAAUCCACUUAACAUUUGAUUGUAAAUCAUAUUGACAGUGAUUGAUACCAUUACACACUAGUUACUGUAAUUAACCAACAUCUUUUGUGUUGAUCAAAAUCAGGGUUUAUGCAGACUGUUGCCAUUGAUUGAUUGAUACAAAAAACUUUUCACAUUUAGUAAUGAUAUAGAUGAAUGCCCUAUCAACUAUGUAGUGCCCUAUUACCAUCUGUCUCCCCAAAUCACUGCAGUAGUACCCAUAAUAUUAUACUGAUUAAUAAUCUAUCAAGUUUAUGGAACAUUUCACUUUUAGUGGACAUAUGUGAAAAGGAAGGCUACAGUGAUUCACCAAAUAUUAAUGAGUUGCAUUGUCUAUAUUGUGGAGGUUAUACAGUGAUUUUACCAGUUAUAAAUAAUGUGAUAAUAUAUUAUGCAUUUUACUCCACCAUACAUGAUUUAUCUUGCUAUCCUAAUAUAUUAUGAGCUGGUUGCCUGUUAAAGAAUAUGUUAUCUGUCUGAAUUAUCAAGCUGUUAUAAGUUGAAUGUCUUUGUUUCCUGAAGGUAUGAGUAAAGCUUGAUAAACAGGUUAUGAUGCAACUGAUUUAAUUGAUGUGAAAAUACAGUUUAGUUUCAUGC